GGAAGGAGGAGCGACUCGCUGGGCAUGCGCCUGACGUGGCGAGCUAUUGUAUAGGCUUGAACGCUGCAGGAGAAGCGCGGGGCUGAAGUAAAAGUUUAUCAGCGGGGAGCUGGCAUCUUAGCUUAAGGUGUUCUAUCAUCGUUAAUAUGUCUGAAAUCAAGCAAAGGAGAAAAACCAUUUCAGUCAAACCAAAUGAAGAUCAACAAAAACUGGACAAACAGUCGGAUUUGGAGAGUACCCAUAGUCCAAGAUCUUUUUGGGCGGAUGCACUAACAGCUGCAAGCUGUCUGUCUCUUACAGCCUGUGUCAGCUUAACAUGGUUUCUUUUUCAGCAGUCAGCUCAGCUUGCUGCUGUAGAGGAAAAGUACCAUUUAUUGACACAAGAAGCUAUGAUGUUUCAGGAUAUGGAAAAUAAAAUUGAACUAAUGUCCACAAAGUGUGAGAAGACAGUCAGCUUAGUAGAACAACUAGAAGACAUUCAACUGAUUUCUCAAAUGAAACAUCUGCAAGAGGAGAUGGACAUUAUGCAGACAUGGUCUAAAAACUUAACUUGGGCACAAGAUCUCCAGCAAAACUUAACAUCUCUGUUUCAUGCAGUGAUUACAUAUGAGAAGACUAUGGCGUUUGUAAUGAAGAACUUUUCUGUAAAGAUUGCAGCUGUGAAGACCGAUAUCAGACGCAUUUCAGGUCUGGAAGCAGAUGUGAACUUAUUAGUAGAAAGUCUGCAUGCUAUUGAAGAUAAAAUAGAUAAAGCUGAAAAAACUACUGUACAGAGUAUAGGGAAUCUUCUUACAGCUAGCAUAGACAGGACCAGAAAGCUACAAAGUUCUGCAUCUGAAAAUGAAAGACAAUUAACACUCAUUAAAACAAAAUUGUCUGAACUAACUGCUGAUAUCGAUAGGCAAUCAAAUAAGCUUUUAGAUUUGGAAAGUGAUAGAGCCAAAGUUUUGAAAACAGUAGUUUUUGCUAAUGACCUGAAACCUAAAGUGUAUAAUUUAAGGAAGGAUUUUGCACAUUUAGCGCCAAUGAUAGAUGAGCUAACAUUAAGAAUAGGAAGAUUGGUUGGGGAUCUGCUGGAAAGACAGAAAGAAAUUGCUUACCUAUAUAAGGAACUUUCUAAUUUAACUUCAGUUCAGAAGGAAGUUAAUAGUAUAAAUGAAGAAAUAACUCAAGUUUCCAAUUUAAGUUAGCUGUCUAAUAUGCGAAAUCUCAACUAUGGUAGCACAAAGCUUGAUGAGCUAGUAGAAGAGCUUCAAAGGAAAAAAGGUGUAUGUACAGUAAAAAAAAGUAGACCUGGGUCAGACAGAACUUACAGAAAUCAGUAGCUAAUUUAUUUGAUGAAGAAUGCAAAGGGUUUUUUGGUAAGAUUUUGCCUUGUAGAGUUAGGAAAGAAAACAUAGAAAGCACUUGAACAUCACAUUUCAAUAGAAUCUUAAAAAUGGUAUGGAAGAAAGACUAAAAAUUGUGACAUACAGAUCAGCAGAAUAUAUCUGGAUGUUUUUUGGGGGGAUAGCCUGAAAAAGGAUUCCUUCUUAUGCAGAUUUACAGUGAGUCCGUAUGUUAAUAAAACCAAAGAAAUAAACCAA
Heteronotia binoei (common prickly gecko) is the source of this 1586-nucleotide messenger RNA. RefSeq names its product IKBKB interacting protein (gene IKBIP). Gene Ontology annotation, cellular component: membrane. Gene Ontology annotation, biological process: vesicle-mediated transport. The coding region runs from base 147 to 1190 and encodes 347 amino acids. The transcript has 4 exons. The record is from RefSeq and is a predicted model, not a curated record. NCBI's taxonomy places the organism in Eukaryota, Metazoa, Chordata, Lepidosauria, Squamata, Gekkonidae.